This is a messenger RNA of Chanos chanos (milkfish), 960 nucleotides long. RefSeq names its product EGF-containing fibulin-like extracellular matrix protein 1. The coding region runs from base 1 to 960 and encodes 319 amino acids. NCBI's taxonomy places the organism in Eukaryota, Metazoa, Chordata, Actinopteri, Gonorynchiformes, Chanidae. Gene Ontology annotation, molecular function: calcium ion binding. The record is from RefSeq and is a predicted model, not a curated record. The transcript is spliced from 2 exons.
AUGGGGGCAAAGUCAAAUCAUGUCUUGUCACGAUUAAUAAAUGAUCUUCCUGGGGAUUUCUGGAUUGGCCUCAAAUACUCUGGUGAACGGUGCUCUGAUGCAUCGAGUGUUUUGAAAGGGUACACUUGGACAACAGGAAACAACACAUCUGAUUACAAAAACUGGAAAAAUAAUGGCAGCGUGUGUUCUCCACACUGCAUGUCAGUGUCCAGAGAAGAUCUCACAUGGACUGAGCGACCGUGCAGCGACGCUGUUCAAGGAUAUCUGUGUGAGUACAAGGAUCCCGAGAUGUGUGACAGGUUGCCGUCGGAUGGCAAAACGUCCGUUCUCUAUACAACGCAUCGGGGAUUUGAGGGAGAGAAUCUAGUUUCAAUUACACAAGGGAGCAUCGGAACGCAUAGGCCAGAGGGAACAAGGCAUCUUUGUGUUUCCCAUACGUGGCUUAAAGCUCCUUGGAGCUGUGAAGUUCUCUCGGGUGGCUGCGAACAAAACUACAUAAUGAAUGGCACAGACUUCGAGUGCACCUGCUUGGACGGUUAUGUAAUAGCAGAAAACGGGGUCAGCUGCAUCAAAGCACCAGAGGACCCCUGUGACCAGUGUGAACAGCAAUGCUCUAAGGUAAAUAAUACAGUUCAGUGUCAUUGUGACCAUGGAUACGAACUGGGCAAAGACGGGAAGAGUUGUGAUGACAUCGAUGAACGUGCCGAUAAAAGUCGGUGUUCAGGAGAACACAUGGAGUGUGUCAACAAAAAUGACUCAUUUGAGUGUCGCUGUGAGAGCGGCUACGAGAUGAAUAAUAACACAUGUACUGACCUAAACGAAUGCGCAUCAUGUCCGUGUGAGCAUAAGUGUAUCAAUACAAACGGAGGCUUCUACUGCGUUUGUGUCACGGCCUGCACCUCCAUUUUGUUUUGUUCGGUCUUUGUGCUCUUGUUCUGUCUGUCUCCGCCCCUCACGUGA